CGCAGUUUCUUUCUUUACUUCAUCCUGCGUCGUCUCGCUCGAGAGCCCUUUCCCUGAGUUCCCUCCUUCUCCCCAGUCGAAAACCCUAUUCACAGCGUUUUGUCACCUUUGCGCUUUCCAGGAAAGAAUGAGUAGCCGUGCGAGCCGAACUCUCUAUGUCGGCAAUCUUCCUGCCGAUAUUCGCGAGAGAGAAGUGGAGGAUUUGUUUCACAAGUAUGGACGCGUAGCCCACAUUGAUCUGAAGGUACCACCAAGGCCCCCAGGUUAUGCAUUUGUUGAGUUUGAAGAUGCUCAAGACGCUGAAGAUGCUAUUCGUGGUCGUGAUGGCUAUGAUUUUGACGGGCAUCGGCUACGUGUGGAACUUGCACAUGGUGGCCGUGGACAUCCAUCAUCAAGAGAUCGUUAUAGUAGUCAUAGCAAUGGUCGUGGUGGACGUGGUGGAGUAUCCAGGCGCUCUGAAUUUCGUGUGCUUAUCACUGGAUUGCCUUCUUCUGCUUCAUGGCAAGACCUUAAGGACCACAUGCGACAAGCUGGGGAUGUUUGUUUUUCCCAAGUUUUCCGUGAGAACGGUGGCACAACAGGGAUUGUGGAUUACACAAACUAUGAAGACAUGAAGUAUGCAGUAAAAAAACUUGAUGACUCUGAGUUUCGGAAUGCAUUUUCUCGGGGAUAUGUUCGUGUUAGGGAAUAUGAUUCAAAGAGGGAUGCCUCUAGGAGCCCUAGUCGUGGUCGAUCUUAUUCAAGAGGCAGGAGCUAUAGCCGCAGUCGUAGCCGAAGUAUUAGUCGGGGCAGGAGCAAGAGCAAGUCUCCAAAAGCCAAAUCUUCUCACCGUUCGCCUGCUAGAUUGCAGUCGAGGUCUGCUUCUCGAUCUCACUCUCGUUCUCGGCCUGGUUCAAGGUCCCGUUCUAUGUCAGGAUCCCGCUCAAGAUCCAGAUCUCCAGUGCCUGCGCGUGAGAAAAAUAAGAGUAAAAGCCCAAAGAGACGCAGUACAAGCAGGAGCCCAAGCAGGAGCAGGAGCAAGAGCAAGAGCGUAUCCAGGUGAGAUCAGAUUGCAGCUGAUCUGUUAAUCCCUGAAGCACUGAUGAGGGUGUGGUCUUUUUCUGUUUUUUGUUUUUCUUUCUACUGUACCAGAAAUUAUGCUUGGCAAGCAAUGGCAGGCCUAUUAAGUAGAACAGACUGGAGUUUGUGGUUGCAUUUUAAACUGACGACAUGUUUUCUAAAUCUUUUUGAAUCCUUGUUAUGUUGGAACUUCAACAUUUUCCAUGUUUGUAUUUUACAUGAGAUUUGCUAAA
This is a messenger RNA of Juglans regia (Persian walnut), 1292 nucleotides long. Its product is annotated as serine/arginine-rich-splicing factor SR34-like. The coding region runs from base 128 to 1042 and encodes 304 amino acids. Gene Ontology annotation, molecular function: mRNA binding. The transcript is spliced from 14 exons. Gene Ontology annotation, cellular component: ribonucleoprotein complex; cytoplasm; nucleus. The record is from RefSeq and is a predicted model, not a curated record. NCBI's taxonomy places the organism in Eukaryota, Viridiplantae, Streptophyta, Magnoliopsida, Fagales, Juglandaceae.